Symbiodinium necroappetens is the source of this 394-nucleotide messenger RNA. Lineage: Eukaryota; Dinophyceae; Suessiales; Symbiodiniaceae. The record is from the annotation of a GenBank genome assembly.
GAAGCAUAUCAAUGCACUGCCCGAUGGGUGGACCUGGGAGCGCUUCAAGGUGGUCGAAGCUGGCUUCGGGCAGGUCGCCCUCCACAGCAGCAUCCACAACCGCUUCGUGCGAAUGUGGCACGGGGACAUGGAUCGAAGUUCGAACAAGGAUGCCGGUGCCUUGCCGGCUAGCUGGUGGGCAGAGCGCUUCACAGUCGUUGACUGCGGCGGUGGCAAGGUCGCGUUCCAUAACGCGCGCUUCAACCGCUUCGUUCGAAUGAACCACGGCGACAUGGAUCGUAGCGCGACGAAGGCUGGGGAUGCGCUGCCCAGCGGAUGGACUUGGGAAUGCUUCACACCCAUUGAGGCGUUCACGUGCAAGACUGGAUCUGGCAGCUACCGGGCACAAAGUAUG